This is a messenger RNA of Prorocentrum cordatum, 492 nucleotides long. Lineage: Eukaryota; Dinophyceae; Prorocentrales; Prorocentraceae. The record is from the annotation of a GenBank genome assembly.
CCAUUUUGGCCCAAGGCAUCCCUGGCUCCAGUCCUCGGGCAUCCUCCCGGCCCCGCAGCCCACGCCGAGACCAUGGCCCGCGCUCGCAGCCCGCUCUCCGGCGCGCUCCUGGCGGCCGCCGCGCUCUGCCUCUGCGCGCAGCUCCUGGCCCCGGCCUUCGUGCAGCCCCGGGCGGCCCGGGCGCAGGAGGUCGACCCGGCCCUCGCGGGAGCCGUUGCGGGCCUCCUGGCGCUCCCCGGCGACGUGCUCGCGGAGGGCGGCAAGAUCCCCGGCGCGCCGCUCGCCGGCUCGCCGGUGUGCCUCUCGAAGCCCCUGGUGUGGCUCAUCUACCCGCUGUGCGACCUCGUCUUCCUCACCUCGCCCAGCUCGGGGAGCGUGCACGAUGGCACGAGCACGCAAGCACUCUCUCGGGGCCGCGCGGGUCUCUCGGACCGACGCCGGACACCCCCCUACCUGGCGCGCGUUGGGCGUUGCGUAAUGGGGGGGUCAUAA